Halteromyces radiatus is the source of this 1036-nucleotide messenger RNA. RefSeq lists its product as uncharacterized. The transcript has 6 exons. Lineage: Eukaryota; Fungi; Mucoromycota; Mucoromycetes; Mucorales; Cunninghamellaceae. Gene Ontology annotation, molecular function: protein binding; peptidyl-prolyl cis-trans isomerase activity. The record is from RefSeq and is a predicted model, not a curated record. Bases 110 to 958 code for a protein of 282 amino acids.
CGGGGCUUGAUUCUGCCACACCACUGAAAAAAAAAAGAACAAAGAAAAAAAAAUUGAACCUUUCUUUCUUCUUCUUGUCUUUAAACUUGACGGAAUCUCACAAAGUAAUAUGGUCGAAAGCGAAGUUCAACAGCUGACUGAAGAUGGCAAGGUGACUAAACGUAUCCUAAAGGCUGGCUUUGGAAAACUACCUGACAAGCAUGACGUUGUGACAAUUCACUAUGAAUCAUUCCUUGCAAAGACAAAUCUCAAAUAUGACUCUUCUCGUGAUCGUUUGAUGGAAUACAUUUUUACUCUGGGCACUGACGAAGGAAAGGUUAUUCAAGGUUGGGAGAUUGCCAUUCCUACAAUGAAGGUUGGUGAAGUGGCUGAAAUCAUAUGUUCACACUCUUAUGCUUAUGGUGAAGACGGACUGCACCCAUUGGUACCUCCUAAAGCAAAAAUCCGAUGUGAAGUGGAAUUAUUAUCAGCAAGUCCAUGUGUGGAGGAUAAGGCAAGAGAGAAAUUGGACAUAGCCAAGGCAAAGAAAGAAGAAGGAACUGAACUUUUUAAACAUGGUCAAAUAGUGCCUGCUCUUUAUACAUACAGAGUGGCUAGUCAUUAUGUAUUAGACCUUUGGCAAUGUACUUUUGACGAACUCGGUGAAUGUCGUGAACUCACUGUUGCUAUUCAACUCAACGUUGCUAUAUGUCAAAUGAAACUACAACGAUGGUCAGAUGCUAUUGAGACCCUGAAUUAUGUCUUAGAACGUGAUCCUUCGACUGUCAAGGCCUAUUAUCGUUUGGGACAAGUAUAUAUGGAACAAAUGGAAUAUGAACAAGGUAUUGAUAUUGUCAAAGAAGGUCUUAAAGCCAUCCCCAAGAACCCAGAACUUACUAGUCUUCUUGCCACAUUGGAACAAAAGUCAAAAUCUUCAUUGCAAGAUAGUACUCGUGUAUAUAGAAAAAUGUUUGCCUAGUUUCUUCUUUUCUUUCUUUUUUUUUAAUAUAUUUUGUUACAUAGCUCUCCAGAAAGAUAUCCGUUUGUAGUGUAGUUU